AUGAAGGCUAUUUCCAGCCUUCUUUGGCUCGCGUUUGCGUUGACAUCUGCCAAUGCUCGCGCUACUGAGCGAAACAUAGCAGAUGCAAUGAUAGAGAAGUUCAGCUAUCUUCUGAAUACAAGGCAAGAAGGAGCAGACGGACAUGACGAUUCUUGCGCUCUUUCUGUUGCAGCUUGUUCACCCUGUGCUGUGGGUGGGUGCGGGGCAGGAGGAAACAAGCUCAAGCAAAGACACCAUGUCUACAACAACGGGUUCUCCGAUGGUGAUGUGUAUGACACGAACUUUACCGCCAGCGAACCGGUUCCUGCCAGCAAGCACGAGCUGGUGAAAAGAUUGUUCGCGGAGGUAGAUCAAUCGAAUGUGGGCACACAUAUGGAAACACAGAAUGGUGCUGCUACAGCUGUGAGCUUGGAUGGCUUUUAUUCUAAUGGUAGCGCGACAAGCUUUUCAAGGCAGUAUGAAUUCGCAAAUUAUAUCACCACCAAUCCUAAGUCUAUUUUGAAUCCGGCGACUCCUGUUGGUAUAAUCAUGGGUACUGGAGAUACUCUCUUGACAGGCUGUGUCGUUUUGACAAUAGUAUCACGUCGAGCUGUAUACAUGGCGCACUUCUGGCAACCAUAUGGUUUCUGGGUGGUACCAGCAAUCGCCAAUAACGGAUGGAUGGAUGGACCCAACGGUGCAAAUCUCGACGAGAAUGUUUUGAAUCUCAUCGGAGGCAAAACGCCCUUGUAUUAUGCCUCUGGCGUCGCGCUCGACGUGACACUUUUCAACCAAGCGAACGACCUGCCGUAUGCUUACUUGAUGGCUCCUCGAUAUCCAGGAAACAAUGCCGCUGCUGGAAGCCCUGACCAGAUCUAUCUCUACUGGCCACAGAUUCAAGCAAUAGGAGCUUACAUCCAGGAGCUACUUCCAAAUCUGCAAGCUUACUUGCCGAUUCCAUAUAUUGCUCAAGCGCAGUACCCUGCGAAUGAGCUGUAUCGAGGUCAAGCUUUGUUCGAGUAUGACCCUAAUGCUGACGGAAAUGGUAAUGGGAAUUGGAGACUCUUCUAUGAGGAGACUAGUGUUGAUGGACGAUCGAAAGGGCAGAAUGUUGUUGGAGUGAAUCAACCUACUUAG
Mollisia scopiformis is the source of this 1116-nucleotide messenger RNA. RefSeq lists its product as uncharacterized. Bases 1 to 1116 code for a protein of 371 amino acids. The record is from RefSeq and is a predicted model, not a curated record. The transcript has 4 exons. Lineage: Eukaryota; Fungi; Ascomycota; Leotiomycetes; Helotiales; Mollisiaceae.